AUGCCUAUUAUAGGAUUAGAUGGUUGUUUCUUAAAGGGAUACUAUGGAGGACAAAUACUAGCUGUUAUUGGUAGGGGCCCAAAUGACCAAAUGCUUCCAAUUGUAUAUGUUGUUGUUGAGGGUGAAACUAAAGAUUCAUGGAACUGGUUUCUAGAGUUAUUUGUACCUAAUUUGGGAGGAGUCAAGUUGUGCAGAACAUAUACCUUUAGUAGUGAUCAACAAAAGGGUUUGCUAUCAGCUCUUGAUGAAUUACUCGGCAAUGUUGACCAGAGAUUUUGUGUUAGACAUUUGUAUAGUAACUUCAAGAAAAUUUCCCUGGCCUGA
Messenger RNA from Lathyrus sativus (Indian pea), 324 nucleotides. Lineage: Eukaryota; Viridiplantae; Streptophyta; Magnoliopsida; Fabales; Fabaceae. The record is from the annotation of a GenBank genome assembly.